Molecule: messenger RNA, 918 nt
Organism: Acanthocheilonema viteae
Lineage: Eukaryota; Metazoa; Nematoda; Chromadorea; Rhabditida; Onchocercidae
Source: the annotation of a GenBank genome assembly
AUGGCUGCUGACGAAUAUUUUCGCUAUUUAGCGAUAGGUACGACAAUAUUUAGUUCCAUGACGGUUAUUGUAUUACUAUUUGCUAUUCCAGCAAUUUAUUUGAAGGUUGAACACGAACACACAUAUGCUAUCACAAAAUCAGCAAACUUUAAAGAGAAAUUGGAUAAAAUAUGGACAGAAAUGAAAUCGAUACGAGAAGUUGGCGCAGCGGUAAUUUUUCGAAAACGCCGUUCACAGUUGCACAUUUUUGGUGGAAGCAGCAAACAGGUGAUAUGUUCGGGAUGUAUACAGCUCGGAUGUCCUAUAGGUCCACCUGGUCUAAGUGGACCUCCUGGUGAGGAUGGAAUACCAGGAACAGCAGGUAAUCCAGGAUUACCAGGUGAUGAUGGUUAUGAUGUAGAGCUUGCACCGGAGGAAGAAUUACCAUGUUCAAUUUGCCCUGCUGGACCACCUGGACAGAGAGGACUACAAGGUGAACGUGGACAGUCUGGAGAAUCUGGUAGUGCUGGAGAGUCAGGCCCACCCGGUGUGCCAGGAGAAAAUGGGCCACCAGGUAUGCCCGGUUUACCAGGACCACCUGGUCCUAAAGGUCCUGUUGGCCUUCCAGGAUCACCUGGUGAGACAGUCAUAUCUGGUACCGGAAUUAAAGGGCCUAAAGGACCACUUGGUCCUGCUGGACCAAAAGGACCCACCGGACCACGAGGUAAACCAGCUAAAGAAUUUGGCUUCGCUGGAAAACCUGGCAUUAUUGGUCCUAUUGGACCACCAGGACGACACGGAAAGAAAGGCGAAGAAGGACCAUGGGGACCACCUGGUGAACCAGGUCAACCAGCAACAUAUUGCCCAUCUGAUUGCGGUGUAUCGCAAAUAUUCGCAGCACCACUAACUAAUGAUUUUCUGUCAUCAACUAAAGAAUAA